CCUCCCCGGGCCAGAGAGAGCACCUCGGCUGCUUAAUGCUCCAGCCUCAAAGGGACGAUGGUGGAGGGCUGGUAAAGAUGGCGGCGCUCUCCGAGGAUGGGAGGUACGGAUUGAAUUGUGGCCGACAGAGCGCUGAUAGAGUCACCGUAUUACAUGUCAAAUUGACCGAGACAGCGCUGAAAGCCAUAGAGAGCCACCAACAUUGUAAGAAUGUACCUUCUCAGCGGCCCACAAUACAAUUCAAGGGACUCCAAGGGCGCAUUAAAAUUCCCAAGAACGAUUCCUCCCCAGACCCUUUCAACAGUUUUGAUUUCUACCUGUCUAAUGUGGGCAAAGACAACCCUCAGGGAAGCUUUGAGUGCAUCCAUCAGUAUGUUGCGAGCUCAGGGGCCUCACACCUGGCAAUGUUGGCCACAGUACAGGACAAAGUCACCGUGUGUGCCACUAAUGACUCCUACCAGGUGACCCGGGAACGCAUGACCCAGGCUGCGGAGGACACUCGUGAACGUGGGACCAAAGUCAUCAAGCCUGGGGGCCAGUACAGAGGAAAGCAAGUCCAUAUCCGUAAGCCAGCGCUAUCGGGCCAUGACGUGGUCCCCGAGCGUAAACGCUCCACACCCAUCAACCCAGCCAACACUAUUCGUAAGUGCCUUUCCAAUAACCCCGUGGCCCAGCGGCCCUUCAGGGACCGCCUCAUCCACCUGAUGGCGCUCCGGCCCUACAAGAAGCUGGAAGUGCUCGCACGUUUGCAGCGGGACGGAAUCAACCAGAAGGACCGAACCUCAUUAGGAACCACCCUGCAACAGGUGGCCAACCUGAACCCCAAAGACAACACAUUCUCACUGAAGGACUUUAUUUAUCGAGACAUCCAGCGAGACUGGCCGGGCUACUCUGAAGAUGAGAAGACCCAGGUGGACCGGAUCGUGGCUCGGAAAUUGGGUCUUCCUCUGGAGACCCUCUCCUCAAGCAGUCCUUCCAAAGACAGCGUCCCCACGUCCCCGCAGAAGCUCCAGCCAGACUUUGACUUCAUCGACCCUCUGGCCCCCAAGAAAGCCCGGAUCUCCCACCUCAGCAGCCGGGGGCCCGCCGCCUCCUCCUCUGACCGCCCCGAGGGCAGCCCCAGCUCCAAGCGCUCGUCCCUCCCCUCCAACGUCGCCUCGGGCCCCCCCGCCCAUCUCCCCGUCCCGUCCCACCCCCCCGCCCCGUCUCACCAGCAGCCCAGCCCGGCCUCCCACUCCAACUCCCCCAGCACCCCCGAGGGCUGCGGCACCCAGGACCUGCCCAUGGACCAGAGCUCCUCCUGCAGGGACCCCUCGCCCAGCCCCUUCUCCUCUGACAGGACCCCGCAGGACCGCUACCGGACCCCCGUCCCCAGACCGGCCGCCUCGCCCAGCCCUCCUCCUCCUCCUCCCCCUCUUCUUCCUCUUCCUCCUCCCCCCUCCUCUUGCACCUCCCUCACAGUCACCUCCACUGUCAUCAGCAGCCCCCCCUCGUCCAGCAGCGCCAACAAGAAGGUGAAGAAGAAAUCCAAGAAGCACAAAGAUAAGGAUCGAGAGCGGGACAAAGGGAAGCGGACGGACAAAGGUAGCAGGAGUCCGCCCGGCGCCGCUGAGCCUGCCGUAGACUGUCGCAAAGCCAAAAGGAAGCGCAACGCAGAGGAAGAGACACGAACUCAAGAAGAAGUCAUCGACAAGAUCCCUCACAAAGAACAAGACUCUUCAGAUAAAGACAAGCCAGAGAAGACGGAGAAGCCAGAGAAGACGGAGAAGCCAGAGAAGACGGAGAAGCCAGAGAAGACGGAGAAGCCAGAGAAGCCAGAGAAGACGGAGAAGCCAGAGAAACCAGAGAAGACGGACCAGCCCACCGAGUUCUCCUCUACAAUUGAGAUGCCCGACUAUGUUGUGAAGUACAUGCCCAUGGUGUCCAUUGACCAGCGGCAAAGCUACAAGGAUGACUUCAACGCAGAGUACGAUGAGUAUCGCCGUCUACACGCCCGCGUGGAGAACAUCACCCGCCGCUUCACCCAGCUGGACGCCAAGUGCCGGAAGAUGACACCGGGCACCAAAGAAUACCAGAAGGUGCAAGAAGAAGUGUUGAAAGAGUACAAAAAGAUGAAACACCACAGCCCCAACUACCACGAGGAGAAGCAGCGCUGCGAGUAUCUGCACAACAAGCUGGCCCACAUCAAGCGGCUCAUCGCUGACUUCGACCAGCGCAGAUCCACGGCCUGGUGCUGAGCUGUCCACUGUCAGUAUUGAGAGAGGAGCGUGGACCCAGGAGGGGGUGUCCGACCGGCUGUUAUUUAUUAACACCCCUUCAGUUACUGCCUCCACAUCCAGCUGUCUUCCUUCUCCCAUCAUCCUUUUGUUCCUUCAUUCCUUACCUCUUUUCCCAUCUUUGAUUCCACUGGCUUCGUUGUUGCCUGCAAUCUUUAAAAAAACAAACUUACUUUGACUUUACCCUCCGUCUUUUUGCUUUCUCCUAUGUUUAUUUCUCAAAGAGCUCCUGUGGAAUUUCAAACCACCGGCUCAGGGGAAGGGGCUGCCCGCAUGUGUGAAGGGGUUCGGGGGGGGGGAAAUCUUCUAACCUUUUUUUUUAAGGACUUUAUCUUCAGGCAAAAAAAAAGAACAAAAAAAGUAUUUUUGAGCAUCAGAGAAAAUAUGAACUUGUAUUUAAGUAAAAAAAAAAAAAGAGGGAGAGAUCUAUUUAUUUUGGGACUCGUAGUGCAAAGAAGAGUCCGCAGAUGAUAUAUUGUUUAACUUUUGACAACAAUGCAAAAAGAAAUACCGCAGGCCUUAUGUGUUUUGACUUUGUGAAGCCAUUUUGCACGCGAGAUCCAUUGUGUCAUCUCAUUUGGGACAGACGUCUCUCCUGCCUCAUUUCCUCUCCUUUCAUAAAACUGUACUGGAUAACCUCGCUGAGUUUGAGGAUGAAGGGGAAAGGAAAGGAGACGGCAGGAGGGCUCUGACCUGAGUGAGAAGCAACAACAGUAUGUGUGCAUGGAUUGUACAUUUAGUUGUAAUGGCCACAUGGGGUGGAGGGGGUUGGGAAACUAAAGGAGUGCGACCCCCUGUCGGUGAGGGGAAGUACUCCCUGCACCAUCAGUGUUUAGUGUUCACAUUGCAUUAUGGGUGCCUUAAGGUGUUUACACUCGGAAAACGUCGAGUCUGGCGACCCUUAGGGGGGCUACACAAAGGAACUAUAACUGCCUGGAAACAGGUUGUGUGUGUGUCUGUGCGCAUGUCGGAGCGGUGAAGGAAGAAAGUUUAGUCUGGAAGGAGUGUUACAAAUGGUAUGAGUGUGUGUGUGUGUGUCCGUACGGAUGUGACAGGUGUAAGGAAAAAACUAGAAAUGUGGAGAAAAAGUGAUAAACGUGAAAAACAAAAAAAAGCUGCUAUAUAGUGUUUGACUAGCCAGAGCACUCAGGAUCAACCUGGCUGACGUCUCAGAUCUUAAUCGAAGAGAUUUAGAAGAUCCUUAUUUUCCGUAACGGCGCAGAGCCUGGGAAAGGAGCGCGCCGAACCUCUUCAGCUUUACCCGGCGGAAAACCCUUUCUGUUCCUAGAAAGAAGCAAAAAACAUCCACCAGAGAACAAAUCUCUAUUAGGAUUUCAAAUGUAUUUGAUUCUCAGUUUGAGUUCUGCAGAUUAGUGGAAGAUUCCUUUUUUUUUUUUUUUUUUUGUCAACAUUGAUAGGUUUAGUUCAAUGGAUGGAUGAAUGGCUUCUAUGAAAAGUCUUUAUUUCAACAAGGGAAAAUGUGUUUACAAACCUGUGUUAGACUGUUUGCCAAAAAAUUAAAUACUUCUUUGGUUCCGCAUCACUGGAGUAAAAUGUAUGAUUGGGGAUUAAUUUAAAGAGACACAAAUACUGGAAUAUGUGUCUCGUUACAUUUGGGGAUGUAGAGAGGAGUCACUGUGCCCAGAGAUCACAACUGAAGGUGUUGACUAUCUGCUUUUUGAAGUGGUUCGCUCCUUCUCGGCUAGUCAGCUGCUCCUGUGUUAGGGAGAAUAUGUAGCCCCAUGUUAUCCCCAUGUUAUCCCCACAAAUUGAUAUUUAAGUAGCAUUGGCUGGAUCUAUUUGAAAUAUAUUUUGGGUUGUGGCAUUCUGUCAAAGAGUCAGUCUCUGCAGCAGACUGGCUGUUUUGUUCGGCUGUCAGAAUCAAUUUAAUCUAAAAACAGACCUGGCUUAUUUAUUUUUGUCUCAAGUUGAUAUUGACAGAAAAUCAGCACUUGUAUCUUGGAUGUGUCUCAUUAAAACAAAGACAACGCAGAUUAAAAUUGUUCACGAUUUUAGGCUCUACUUGAGAUGUACUCUUACUUCGUUCACGGGCUGCAGGGUCAGUGUAUUAUUAUUAUUAUUAUUAUUAUUAUUAUUAUUUUGAUCCCCUUAACCCCUUGAAUCGGUCAUUUCCCAGAAUAUAAAGCAUAAAAUGCAAUUUCAGCAAAUGUAUGAUGGGCUAAACCUUCAGGGUGUCCUCCAUCAUGUGUGUCCUCUAUCAUGUGUGUCCUCUUCCUUUUCCUCCGAACAUUUCUGUCUUUAUCAAAUACAGAUGCUUAAAUUGGGUCUGAGCAACAUGAAUAAUGUGACUCAUUGUUGUGGGAGGGAAGAGGUUUGAUCAAGAGUCUUAAUGAGGAAGUAACAAGGUUAAAAACCCCUGGCAGUGUUUAGAUGUGAGAAACCACUGGAAAUGAAGUGACAUCUUAUCCUGCCCAGCCGAAAAUGUACAAGACAUUUCAAUAAAAAUCAAUUUAGUUUUACCUGGAAAA
Messenger RNA from Trematomus bernacchii (emerald rockcod), 4765 nucleotides. It is a transcript of the gene ell2, whose product is annotated as elongation factor for RNA polymerase II 2. Gene Ontology annotation, biological process: snRNA transcription by RNA polymerase II; transcription elongation by RNA polymerase II; positive regulation of transcription elongation by RNA polymerase II. Bases 36 to 2237 code for a protein of 733 amino acids. Gene Ontology annotation, molecular function: cis-regulatory region sequence-specific DNA binding. Lineage: Eukaryota; Metazoa; Chordata; Actinopteri; Perciformes; Nototheniidae. The transcript has 12 exons. Gene Ontology annotation, cellular component: transcription elongation factor complex. The record is from RefSeq and is a predicted model, not a curated record.